AUGGAUGAACCGGACAAAAAUGAUGGUAAUUUUCGUAGUCUUUUACGGUACCGUGCCAAAAGUGGUGAUGUUAUUUUAAAAGAACAUCUUGAGACUACCAGUUCCCGAGAAUUAUAUACCAGUCCUAUAAUACAAAAUGAGAUAAUUACAAUAUUUGGAGAACUUAUUCAAUCUCACUUAGUAAAUGAAAUUUCUAAAGUAAAAUUUUUUACAGUUCUUGCAGAUGAAACUACAGACAUAACUCAGGUAGAACAGUUUUCUUUAUGUAUAAGAUAUUUUGAUGAAACUCUAAUGCAAAUCAGGGAAGAUUUUCUUACGUUUGUCCCAGUUGAUGAUGUUACUGGUUUAGGGCUAGCCAAUACAUUACAAAAUACAUUAGAAAAACUUGGCUUUGAUCUAAAUAAAUUACGUGGGCAAGGAUAUGAUGGUGCUGCGGCAAUGAGGGGUAGCUUUCGUGGAGUUCAAGCUAUUAUCAAAGAAAAAUACCCAAAAGCAUUGUAUACGCAUUGCGUUUCUCAUUCGUUGAAUCUUUGUUUAUCAGACGCAGCAAAAAUACAAGAUAUUAGAAAUAAUUUUGGGGUGAUAUCUGAUUGUUGCUCAUUUUUUAAUUGUUCUGCUAAGCGAACUACUAUUCUUAAAAACAAAAUUUUGGAAAUAAAACCAAAUGUUCAAGCUACAAAAUUAAAAUCACUGUGUGAAACAAGAUGGGUUUUACGUCAUGAAUCGGUUUUUGCUUUUUAA
This is a messenger RNA of Aphis gossypii (cotton aphid), 741 nucleotides long. Its product is annotated as 52 kDa repressor of the inhibitor of the protein kinase-like. The transcript has a single exon. Bases 1 to 741 code for a protein of 246 amino acids. Lineage: Eukaryota; Metazoa; Arthropoda; Insecta; Hemiptera; Aphididae. The record is from RefSeq and is a predicted model, not a curated record.